UAUCCCCUUAGCUUAGCUUACGAGCUGUGAGCUAAAUCGCUGCUAGCUAGCAAAGCUAUCAUGUGUAGAGAAAUGAGCGAUAGUUGGCUUUCGCUAGCGUAUAGCUAGCUAGCUAGCUUACGUUCAUUUAGCAGGACAACAAUUGCUACUGUUUCAUUGACUGCGCAAUCGAUUCAAGAGGUGCGAAUAACAAUAGACGUAUUAUUUAAGAUGAGGGGGGAAAAGCGUUAUGUUUGAAAGAUAUGUGUAGCAGGCAGCUAGCGACAUGCCUCUGGGGCUAGUAACGAUGUAACCAGUGUGUACUGUGAAAGCACGUCAGGUUGGUGGUCGAGCGGACUGUCACACAUCCUGCUAACGGUGUGCGGUUAACUACUACUACGGUACUGGAACAUAAAGUUAGGCUGUAACAGUUAACCGUGUCAGUGUGCAGUCCUCCUUGCCAAGGAAGGAGAGGCACCAGGGACCAUGAGUGAGAAUGGCCCUCAUACAGAGGCGCCAAUGUACUUUGAGGUGGAAGUGGAUCCGUUGGGAAGGGAUGACGAAGAAGAAGAAGUCAAGAUCCACUUUGACAAAGACGAUGACCUGAUCCCUGAGCCUUCGUCGUCCUCUGGUCGGGUGUACGACCGCACCACAGUGCUCAUUGAGCGGGACCCCAUCCGCCUGGAUGAGGAGGGUGAAGAGGAGGGUCACUGCGGCGGGGACGAAGAUGGGGUCACCUUCCUUACAGAAGAAGAAGGUGAUGGAGAUGAGGAGGAGGGCUCAAUUACAUUCAUGACUGAUGCUGACGGCAUGUCACAGGGUUAUGUGCACCAUACCAUUUCUCCAGACCAGAUCCAGUUCACAAUAAAUCCAGGCUCCACCCCAAUGCCACGCAACAUUGAGGGGGCCACGCUCACCCUGCACUCCGAAUGCCCAGAGACGAAGCAGAGAGAGGUGAAGCGCUACCAGUGCAUGUUUGAAGGUUGCACAAGGACGUACAGCACGGCAGGAAACCUGCGGACACACCAGAAGACUCACCGGGGCGAGUACACCUUUGUUUGCAAUCAACAAGGCUGUGGAAAGGCCUUCCUCACAUCUUACAGCCUCAAGAUCCAUGUACGCGUUCACACGAAGGAGAAGCCGUUCGAGUGUGAUGUGCAAGGUUGUGAGAAGGCCUUCAAUACGUUAUACAGACUGAAAGCACACCAGAGACUUCACACAGGCAAGACAUUCAAUUGUGAAUCAGAGGGAUGCACAAAGUACUUUACCACACUCAGCGACCUGAGGAAGCACAUUCGCACACACACUGGGGAGAAGCCAUUCCGGUGCGACCACGAUGGCUGUGGCAAAGCCUUUGCAGCAAGUCAUCACCUAAAAACGCAUGUACGGACGCAUACAGGGGAGAAGCCAUUCAACUGUCCCAGUGACGGCUGCGAGAAGACGUUUAGCAGCCAGUACAGUCUGAAGAGUCACAUCCGAGGCCAUGACAAAGGACAGGCCUUCAGCGUCACCCUCACCCAUCCUCCCUCUGAAGAUGCAAAUCACUCGCUGUGCCUCAGUGACUUGAGCCUCAUCUCUACAGACUCAGAGCUGCGAGAGAACAUCCAUAAUGCUCAAAAUUUGGACCUCAACAAUGUGACCCCGGUGAAAAUCUUUGAGCUCAUGUUCCAGAGUCCUGAAAAUAGUGUCAGCCAAGAUGACGCGCAUCUCCACGAGAGCCUUGCUGAACGAUUCAGCCUAGAGACCUCUAACCGACCAGGAGUGACAGAUGCCUCAGCUAUCAUCUCUUUCUCUAUCAAUCCUACCUCCUCAUCUUCCUGUUCCCACUUGACUGCAGUCAUGGAGGCUCCUACCCAGCUCAGUCAGAGCUCUUCCUGUCAGACCACCACCCCUGCCUCUGUCACUGCUACUGUAAGCUCCACUCAGCCUCCCCCUUUCGUGCAACUAACCCAGCCUCAGCAGAUCUCUGAUGUGCCUGCUCAGGCUUCUGUCCAAGCUCCAAACCACGUCACCCCACAGCACUAUGUUGCACUGCCACCUACAUUCCUGCAGCCAGAUAGUGCCACCCAGACCACUCCUCUACCACCUCCACCUCCAGUGGCUCCAGUACUGACCACCACAGCACCAGGCACUGCUGCUGUGCCUGUUGUUGCAGCCACCACAGUAGAUGCUCCAGCAGCUGUGGCCCAACCUGUGCCUUUGGCCAACAACCCUGUCCCAAACUCUGGCCCUGCUUUGCCUCCCACGCCUGCCACCAUCACCAUAGCACCCACCCAGAACCUGCUGCAGCCCAGCCUGGUCAUGUCUGACCAGAACCUCCAGUGGAUCCUCAGCAGUGCUGCCAACAGCCAACAGAACCCAGAGCAAGCAGCACAUCAAGGAGGUCCUAAAGUGGAAAAAGUUUUCUUCACUACAGCCAUACCAGUGGGAGCAAACGCUGGCAACUCGGUCCAACAGAUUGGCCUCAGCCUGCCCGUCAUCAUCAUCAAACAGGAGGAAUCCUGCCAGUGCCAGUGUGCCUGCAGGGACUCUGCUAAAGACAAGAGUUCAAAGAGUGCCUCCUCCAUUGUUUCAGCCCCAGCACAGCCGCAACCAUCAGAGCCCCCUCCUCCUCCACCACCAUCGCAGCCCCCAGAUCCUCCACACCAUCCAGGCACCUCGUCUCCUUCAUGCCUCCCUGAGUCUUCCUCCAAGGUGGGUGAGGUGAGCCCGGAGGCCCCCUCUUCCUCCUCCUCCUCCUCCUCCUCCUCCUCUUCCGCCUCUGCCUCUUCUUCUUCUUCUUCCUCCUCCUCAGCUCAGACUUUCUCCAGGAUAGUGAGCGGCACUGCCCCCACCCCUCCCUCAUCUGACGGGUUAGCCAAUAUGGAUGUCUCGGACUUCCUCGCCCUGCAGAGCCCUGAGACAGCUGCCAACAUUGAGGCUCUGCUGCUGGUCGCUGAUGACUUCAACAUGGCCACUGAUGGCAAUUCUUAGAAGACCUGCCUUCCGAGUCUGGCGCCGUGUGUUUGUCUGUUGCACCCACUCAUCCACAGGCAUCAAUUCCACCCACAUCUCGAGUCAUUCUGCACAGCGACGCCUCUUCUUUCUCCCUAUAUAGUGUGCGCAUCGAACCCCCUGUACCUGCAGUGCAUUCUGUCACCAACUAUGAAUAAUUCUUCUGUUGAGUUCAUUGCAGUAGUUUUUAAAUACAAGACUAGUUUGCUUAUUGAGAUUUAUCAAUUUUGAUGCAGAGAAAAGACAGUAGAUCGUUUUGUUCUAAUCAAACUGUAAAUAAUGACCCUCGAUAUCCAGUCUGAAUUGAUUGAAUGAAACAAAUGAGUGUUGUCCAAGCACUGAUAACUUAAGAGUAGGAAAACAAAACUUGUCUGUAUAUCCUUGUACUGUACUACAGGUCCUAACAAAUGCUUAAAGCUGGUAUGCAACUGGCCAGAAUGCACUGUAUAUUAGAGGAGUCUGCUUUAAUUGUAUCAAGCAUCGCUCCCAGCUAGAAUUGGACAUUGUUGGCCACGUAGCCCCUCGUAAGACUGUCAUACAAUAUGAAGCGCUUUCCUCUGUACUUUUAUUUCCUAGAAAGACUAGUGUAGUCCUUGAAAUGUGAUGAUUCUUUUUCUACAGUUAUUUAGCAAUUGAGAAAAAAAGAACCUGUGACCAGAUCUGCCUGUUAUGUUAAGUGAAAUUAAGUCAAUUCAUCAUUAAGUUGCCUAUAACUUAAAGUAAUUUAAAAUUGUACAUGUUAAUUUAUUCUAAUGCUUGAUUCUUGCGUUUUACUGGUAAUAUUAUCUUCAAGAUAACAGAGAAAUCUAUUAAUUUAUUCCAAUCACUUGUAUUUGUAAGAUGAGCUGUUUAUGUUACUGAAUUGUCUUUUUAUUUUCCUUUUUUUUUUUUUUUUUUUUUUUAAAGAACGUAAUGGGUAUUGCUAAAAGCACGUUUGAGAAACGAGGCACCUGUAUUAGACUGCACAGUGAUGAAGCAAACUAUCGUCUAGGAUCUGCUUGUUUGCAAAGAAAAUUGUCCACAUUUUAACAGUAUAGAACUACCCUCAACAUCCCAUGUUUUAUAGGGUUGUGACCCUCUCAGGGAUGCAUCAAGUCAUAACUGAUCCUGGUUCCCCUUAAUUUGUUACUCAGACAUACAGUUUUCUCACCACAGGCCCCACUCUUGCAGUAGCCCUACGUUUUGCUGCACUCUUCCCUGUUUAUUGCACACUGACUUGUAAAGUGAGUAAUCUGACAGCUAGUUAGCUGAGGUGCAGCACCACUACAGACUUUUUGUAUACAACUGCUGUAAAGUAGCAUUUAAAAGAUAGUGUCCUGGCGACAGUGUAAAUACAUUUUAGUGUAAACAUCUUUGAGAAAACUUGUAGAUUAUUCUAGAAUUUGUAUUUUUGUAUAGACUUUUGAAUUACUAACUCUCAGAGUUUGGAGCUAAUAUAUCCUUGCAUUCCCCCCUCCCAUCCAGUCACAUUUAUGCAGAAGAGUUUUUUUGCCGUGUUUUAGUUGAAUAGUUCUGCUAGCAGCUGGGCUUUUGUACAGUCUCCCAUAGUAACAAAAUAUAUGUAACACAUAGCCUCCUCCUCAGAGUAUAAUUUAACAGUAUUGUUUCAGAUGGGACACAAUGCAAUGAUGCUAGAGCGACGGGAUUAAGCCCUGUAUACUAGAGUGUAGAGCUACUUGGCCUUACAACGUAACUGUUCUAUGAGCCUCCUUGCCUUGACAGUCUCUGCUUCAGACUUGCCAUUGACAUGCCAACACACUCAUCGUCAUUGAGUCUCAGGCACUCACUUCACUUCCAGCAGCAGAUCACGAUAGGCAGAAGCAUAAAGACAAGAAGCGUGUGGUUUUUCUCAGAAUCUGUACCUUUUUCCAGCUUUCUCUUUGGAGAUUCAAUAAUGGAUAUGCAGCAUUGCUAAAGAAAUAUAAUCAGCUUCAGAUGCAGGUGAUGUGAUUUGACAUCUUUAGGUUUAGGUGGUUUAGGUGGUCAGAAUCUGUACCUUUUUCCAGCUUUCUCUUUGGAGAUUCAAUAAUGGAUAUGCAGCAUUGCUAAAGAAAUAUAAUCAGCUUCAGAUGCAGGUGAUGUGAUUAGACAUCUUUAGGUUUAGGUGGUUUAGGUGGUCAGAAUUUGUACCUUUUUCCAGCUUUCUCUUUGGAGAUUCAAUAAUGGAUAUGCAGCAUUGCUAAAGAAAUAUAAUCAGCUUCAGAUGCAGGUGAUGUGAUUUGACAUCUUUAGGUUUAGGUGGUCAGAAUCUGUACCUUUUUCCAGCUUUCUCUUUGGAGAUUCAGCAAUGGAUAUGCAGCAUUGCUAAAGAAAUAUAAUCAGCUUCAGAUGCAGGUGAUGUGAUUUGACAUCUUUAGGUUUAGGUGGUUUAGGUGGUCAGAAUCUGUACCUUUUUCCAGCUUUCUCUUUGGAGAUUCAAUAAUGGAUAUGCAGCAUUGCUAAAGAAAUAUAAUCAGCUUCAGAUGCAGGUGAUGUGAUUUGACAUUUUUAGGUUUAGGUGGUUCCAAUCAAAACCAAACUUACAUGCAUGUGACCGAUCAUGCCUGGCUUUAUUUUCUCUGCUGUAAUUCAGUAGUGGAGCUUUCCUUCGAUUCGCAGGUGCCAAGAAGGCAGUGAGAUAGGGUUGUGAACAGCUCCAGUCGCACAUUGUCCUCGACCAUUCCACAUAUGCAGUAUUAGAUACCAGGAGUGUCUCUACUUCGCUCCACUGGACUGCAAAAUCGUAAAAGAAUUUACUCACCAUUUCCCUGUUAAGGCAUCGGGUAAAAUUACUGCCAAGAGUCAAGCUCAUACCAUCAAGAUGUAUUCAUGCCAUUGAACACAACUAUGCAAUUUAAGUGUGGCAUUCGCGAGUAUAAAACAGUGAUUCCAAGACGAAAAGAUUAUUUAUUCCUCCCGCCAUUCAUAAAUGAUAUUCUGCUACCAAAUAUGCAGCGGCAACAGUUGCCUUUACAAAUGCAUACAUGUUAAGCAUGCUCGCUGAACUCAAGUAUAUUGCAUUUCAUGUUCCACAUUUGGGGUGGUGUGACUGGACUUUGUAGUGUCCAUUCGAGUAUUGUUUCCCAUGAAUGUUGCACCACAGGUUUACUUUUUACAUGCUGUUUAAAAACCAACUGGAUUUGUUUGAAGAAGUACUUAGUGAAUGAAUGAUUCUGUUUUAAGAAUUGUUUUUUUGGUCAAAAUGUGUGCAGCUUUUUUUCCCCUUUUGUUUUUAUUUUUGAUGUUUUUCAUUUUUGGGCUCACUCCAUUUAUGUAAUCAUCUCAGCCUUUUACAUAUAUGAAUUUGACAUGUGGACAGUCUGUUGGCUCACCUUCACCACUGAAAAAUCGACUUGCAGCUGCAGAUAUUUGUUUUAACCAGUAAAGCAGAGAUUUUCUUUUCCUUUUUGUUAUCUGGACUUGUGGCCCGGGUUUGUCUGUCUGAAGUUUACCAGAAAUGGUAAGCGUCAGUAAAUCAUUGAUGGUGACAUUUGUUUGGAAGCACAUUGUUUGAUCACAAAUGUAAAAACCAGAGUAUUUUUUGGAAAUGGAUAAUUUUCCAAAUGGGCAAUAUUUCAAAGACAAGAGGAAACUUUAUGCUUCCAAAGGAAUGUCUUGACACCCAAAGAGUGAGGAAUUGUUGAGGGUUUGUAUUUUUUAAAGAAUGUAUAAUGUGAAAAUGUUUGCUUAUGCUUGUUUCAUAUAAAAGUAUUAUGAUAAAUAACUUUCUGAAUUGAGAGCAAUAUGAUACUAAUAAAACCUUAUCCUUGUCACUGAAA
Molecule: messenger RNA, 6731 nt
Organism: Acanthopagrus latus (yellowfin seabream)
Lineage: Eukaryota; Metazoa; Chordata; Actinopteri; Spariformes; Sparidae
Gene: mtf1
Product: metal-regulatory transcription factor 1
Exons: 11
Coding region: 466-2952 (828 amino acids)
Biological process (GO): positive regulation of transcription by RNA polymerase II; central nervous system development
Cellular component (GO): transcription regulator complex; nucleus; PcG protein complex
Molecular function (GO): DNA-binding transcription activator activity, RNA polymerase II-specific; RNA polymerase II cis-regulatory region sequence-specific DNA binding
Source: RefSeq, a predicted model, not a curated record